UGGCCAUUACUGUCAUUACAGCCACUAGACAGACAUACAAUAUACAUUAUACUGUAAACACUAUAUUAUGUCUAUAGAUCACCUUUAACUUAUAUUUACUGAUUUUACUUUUAUUAUUAUUAAACAUUUGAUCGAAUUUUCUAAUUUUUAGUGGCCAAAACAUAUUUUUGAAGUUUUACGAUCUUAAAGAAUUAAAAAAUCAUCAAUAUGCAGAGGGUAUAUUGCAUGGUAUUUGUGUUGAUCAUGUGUAUUUCAUUUGCAUUUGCUGCAGACAAUUUAUCAAAGAAUUGGUCGUCUGACGAUGACACAUUACCGGAAGUGCUACCAAAAAAGAUGCGUGACAAAAGUGAUGACGAGAUUCAAAAAGCUGUUUUUCAAGCAUAUGAAAAUCAACUCAAAGUGAUUUCUGAAUACAAUGGACAUAUGUUGGAUCCAGAAUCUCCUUACGGAUUCUUCAAAGACGAAAUGCCAAUUUCGAAUGCGAGGACUUCUAAUCCACAAUCUGAUCUUAUAUUUUAUAAUAAUGCCAUUAGAGGGUUUAUUGGGCAUAAUAAAAACAGUAUUAUCAUUAAAUGGGUCCCGAAUCAGGUCGUUACAGAACUAGGAUGGAAAGAAAUGAGCGUGAGAGGAAGAUACACUUUUAUAAAUUCAACGUAUUUUGAUCAAGGAAAGUAUCAUGUUCAAUUACAAGAUUUAAAGUAUCUUGCUAGUACUACGCUUUCAGAAAAUACCGAAUCGUAUCCAUCAACAGUACCAAAAUCUAGCAUUUCAUACAAAAGUGUUAAGGUUUCAUUCACAGGAGGUUUACCAGAAGUAUUAAAGAUUAGUGAUUCUUCUAAUGUCAAGCACUUCAUUGAAGACAUCGUUUUCCAACAAGUAGCCGAUCGCGUAGUUAGAGACACGCACAACAACAUCACUGUGGCCAUACGUCAGGUCAUCAAACCGUACAUCAUAUUCAAAAACGACACCGACCCAAACUUCCCCGGUACAAACGGAAAACUCCCUAGUGGUAGUGUAGGGUAUACUAUCAGCAACACAGUGAUUAGUGGCUUCGCUAAUGCAGAACACAAAUUGAAAAAGAUCACCACGAAAAUGGCCACCAACAUUGUUACAGCUGAUUUACGUAUAACGAUCCAUAGCUUAGACGGUAAAUUUGACUUUAAACUCGAGGAGAGUAAGCCUACUAUCGGAAAAGCAACGUUCGCUGUCAGCAGAAUCGAUGUCAAUGUUUCGUUCAACAUGCUUAAGCCUGUCGAAUGCAAAGCUGAGGUCGUAGUGAACCAGCCGAAUGUUAAAUAUGGUACAAAGCUGUCAGCUGACAUUGAAAAAACAUUAACCAACGCGUUUAUCGACAAUGUAAAAAUCCAAUUGAACACAAAUAUUUGCAAGGCUUUGGGCCAGAUGAUUAAGCCUGGAAAAUAAAAAACCCAUUUUAUUAUCCAUGAUCCGUCCCAAAGCUUAUUUUAGUUGUAAACUAUUUAUAGUUUUUGAAUUGUACGGUUAGGAUAAAUACUAAACAUAUUAAACUGCAAGUAUAAAUAUUUUAAAA
Messenger RNA from Aphis gossypii (cotton aphid), 1549 nucleotides. RefSeq lists its product as uncharacterized. The transcript has 5 exons. The record is from RefSeq and is a predicted model, not a curated record. NCBI's taxonomy places the organism in Eukaryota, Metazoa, Arthropoda, Insecta, Hemiptera, Aphididae. Bases 208 to 1422 code for a protein of 404 amino acids.